GUCUGUUCGUGCGCUGACAGCCGGGCUCAGCCAGUCGCCAGGAAUUGAGUAGCGUUCUUUGAAUCUGCGGCUUUCAUGACGUCUCCCUGCGUGGUCCAUCACUUUUCUCCUAGCCGGGGAUUUUUUUUUUCCGCCACUCUAGCCUUUUCCCUCUUCCCUCCACCCGGUCUCCCUCCCCCGCCCCUGCCCGAACGCACACCCCUCCGCCCCUCCGUUGGCCCCCGCGCCCAGCCCUCCUCUCCACUCUCGGCCAGAGGGAGCCAGUUUGAAGACGGCCGCACCUGGCCGGAGAGGUUGGGCGGGCGGAGGGGUGGGAUCCGCGGGACCCGGGAAGAUAGACCCAGACCUGGAUGCACCGCGAGGAGAAUGGAGUCUCCUAAAGCCUCCCGGGGCUGAUGUAAAAUUUGACCAUCUGAUUCCAGUUUUCCUUCCCUUUUCUUUUUUUAUUUCCUCCCCUCGCCAUCCAUCGUGUAGUGAAUUAUUAAACCUUGCUCCGUUCCAAGAGGGGAGAUCAUGAUUGAAUGAAGCCACCAAGUCCGCAGCAAGGAAAAGCACAAAGAGGAGAUUUCAACGAUGGCCAAGUUGACAGAAUCCAUGACUAACGUCCUGGAGGGUGACUCCAUGGACCAGGAUGUCGAGAGCCCUGUGGCCAUUCACCAGCCAAAGUUGCCUAAGCAGGCCAGGGAUGACCUGCCAAGACACAUCAGCCGAGACCGGACCAAAAGGAAAAUCCAGAGGUAUGUGCGGAAAGAUGGAAAGUGCAACGUCCACCAUGGCAACGUGAGGGAGACCUAUCGCUACCUGACCGAUAUCUUCACCACCUUAGUAGACCUCAAGUGGAGAUUCAACCUGUUGAUUUUCGUCAUGGUUUACACAGUGACAUGGCUCUUUUUUGGAAUGAUCUGGUGGCUAAUUGCAUACAUCCGAGGAGACAUGGACCACAUAGAGGACCCUUCAUGGACUCCUUGCGUCACCAACCUCAAUGGGUUUGUCUCUGCUUUUUUAUUCUCCAUAGAGACAGAAACCACCAUUGGUUAUGGCUAUCGGGUCAUCACGGACAAGUGCCCAGAGGGAAUUAUUCUCCUCUUAAUCCAAUCUGUUUUGGGGUCCAUUGUCAAUGCAUUCAUGGUGGGAUGCAUGUUUGUAAAAAUAUCUCAACCCAAGAAGAGGGCAGAGACCCUGGUUUUUUCCACCCAUGCGGUGAUUUCCAUGAGGGAUGGGAAACUGUGCCUGAUGUUUCGCGUAGGGGAUCUGAGGAAUUCCCACAUUGUGGAGGCUUCCAUCAGAGCUAAGUUGAUCAAAUCCAAACAGACCUCAGAGGGGGAGUUCAUCCCCUUGAACCAGACGGAUAUCAACGUAGGGUAUUACACUGGCGAUGACCGUCUCUUUCUGGUGUCACCACUCAUCAUUAGCCAUGAAAUUAACCAACAGAGUCCUUUCUGGGAGAUCUCCAAAGCCCAGCUGCCCAAAGAGGAACUGGAAAUCGUAGUCAUCCUAGAAGGCAUGGUGGAAGCUACAGGGAUGACAUGCCAAGCUCGAAGCUCCUACAUCACUAGUGAGAUCCUCUGGGGGUACCGGUUCACCCCUGUUCUGACGCUGGAGGACGGGUUCUACGAAGUCGACUACAACAGCUUCCACGAGACCUACGAGACCAGCACCCCAUCUCUCAGUGCCAAAGAGCUGGCCGAGUUAGCCAGCAGGGCUGAGCUGCCCCUGAGCUGGUCCGUCUCCAGCAAACUCAACCAACACGCAGAACUGGAGACUGAGGAGGAAGAAAAGAACCCUGAGGAGCAGACGGAGAGGAAUGGUGAUGUGGCGAAUCUAGAGAACGAAUCCAAAGUUUAGUCCCCUGGCUGGGCCACCCCUUCUCCUCUCCGCCCACAACCUUCCCUUGUCUCUCAUUCUCUUUCUUUUCUGUCUCUCUUACUUUGUUCUUUCCUUAUAUUGAAGUUUGGCAUUACCAGAAAACAAAUCUUCAAGGUGUAAAAUAUCUACCUGCCCUCUCAGUUAUUCAGAUCGACAAGGCAGAUUCAGAUUGGGUUAAGGUGUCAUGUGCCCUCAUUUGUGACCCAAGCCUGGUCUCCUCCCUGAAUACGACACAUCCAAGUCCUAGAGAUUUCUGCUACUUAGCUGCAUGUGUUGUACAAUACCAGAUCACUCAAAAGAGUGCAUCAAAGAGUCUACCUGGGAUAUGAUGAGGAAGGUCUCUGGUGCCUAUUCAUUCAUGCAGUGAGACAUAGAGUUGAGCCCUCAGUUUUAUACAUCUCAAUAAAUUUCAUCUACAGGGCGAGGUGCUUGCCCUCUGCGGGCAUUGCAUUUAUAGGACCCAGGUGAGGUAAUGACAAAAUACUGUACAUAUAUAUGCCUUAUGUAAUUAUUUUCUUUUGCAGUUAGUAAUAAAACCCAGCAUGUACAAAAGUACUGUAGAACAAAACUUCUAAAUAAUGUACAUAGAUGUAAAAUUAAUGUAGGUUUAGAUAUAUAACUUUAGAAAUAAGAUUAAAAGAAAAAAAAAGGAUUCCCAAAGUACAGUAGGCAUUUCUGUUCUGAUGUCCUGUUUUCUGGAUUUCUUUGGUCCCAUUGACCGCUGGCCCUUUAGUGCAUGGCCUUUGCUCUGUGUCCCAGACUGGCAGCCGUUUGGGUACCUCACUGUUCCCUUUAAUUGAAUCUAAUAAGCCAUAGGUCUGGGAGAAGUUUGGAGGUUCAGUAGAUGGCAAAACACACCACCAGUAUGCUGAUAUACUGUG
Molecule: messenger RNA, 2747 nt
Organism: Aethalodelphis obliquidens (Pacific white-sided dolphin)
Lineage: Eukaryota; Metazoa; Chordata; Mammalia; Artiodactyla; Delphinidae
Gene: KCNJ6
Product: potassium inwardly rectifying channel subfamily J member 6
Exons: 4
Coding region: 574-1845 (423 amino acids)
Biological process (GO): potassium ion import across plasma membrane; regulation of monoatomic ion transmembrane transport
Cellular component (GO): plasma membrane
Molecular function (GO): G-protein activated inward rectifier potassium channel activity
Source: RefSeq, a predicted model, not a curated record